CUCCUGGCUCUGCCCAUCCCCACUGCUGGCCUCUACACCUGUCUCCCUCGGGCCCAUCCGGCUGGGGGAGGAGGAGCCCUUUGAAGUCAGCUGGAGGUGCUGCUUUGAUGGGGGGCCCAGGCUAAUGCGGAGGCGUCCUCUUUUGAAGCACCCAGACUCCCUGGAGCCACUGCGGGGAGGGGGUGCCCGAGUGCCAGGCAGUGCCUGUGGCAGGGACCGGGACCAGAGCUUCGGCAUCCCUUUGUCGGGCCCUGCUUUCUGGUGGGAUGGAGGAGCUUGGACCCCAAGAAGAGGGCCUGUUCUCCUGUGGGCGGCGCCUGAGUGUGUGAAGUUUCUGGAUUUAUAAGGAAGUUUUACAGCCAUGAGGUCAUUUCGCUGCCAGAAUGGGCCAGGAGGCUGGGGGCAUUUUUGUUCCCACUGCUCAGAGAGAGCUGCCCUGCUCGCUGUCUCCCUGCCUUUUCUGCCUGGUUCAGGAGUCCAGCUGGUGGCUCAUCUGUGUGGCCACCCGUCCAUCUGUCUGUCCUUCCGUCUCUUCCACGAGCAGCUGCCAGGGCUCAGCCACGGGACACAGACCCGGACCCUCCCACGAGAGUUCGAGCGGAGGACCCCGCGCGUCUGGUGAGCUGGCCCCGAUGCCGAGCACGAGGCCCGGGGGGCCGUGAGCAGGCCUGGCAGUGGAGCGGCCCGGGCCCCGCGCCGCCCAUGGGGCUGCAGGCCCGCCCGCCAGGCCCCCCGAGGCCCGAGGCCUAGGCCCGCCAGGGGUGGGCAGACAGAUGCGCCCCGGGCCGCAGGGUCUCCCGAGUGGACCGCCGGGCCGGGGGGGCCGCGGGGGAGGAUGCCGGCCAAGGGGCGCUAUUUCCUCAACGAGGGUGAAGAGGACCCUGACCAGGCUGCGCUCUACGGGAAGUACCGCCUCACCAGCCAGCACGGGCCGCUGCUGCUCACGCUCCUGCUGGUGGCUGUCACUGCCUGCGUCGCCCUCAUCAUCAUCAGCUUCGUCUGCGGGGACCCCUCUGGACACCAGGCUGUCCUGGGAAUGGCCUUCUUCACAUUUGCCGCGUUUGUGGUUCUCUACGUGUUGGUGUACGUGGAGUGCCUCGUCUCGCGGUGGCUCAGGGCCUCAGCGCUGCUCAUCUGGGUCUGCCUCAUGAUGCUGGGCUACAUGCUGGUGUUCGACUCAUGGAUCAACACAACUUCUGUGCGGGCGCAGGUACCCUUCUUCCUCUUCAUUGUCUUUGUGGUGUACACACUGCUGCCCUUCAGCAUGCAGGGGGCCAUCGCGGCAGGACUAGUCUCCAGCAUCUCCCACCUCCUGGUGCUCGGUGCUAUCAUGGGGGCCUUUACGGCACCCAGCAUCCAGGUGGGACUACAGCUGCUGGCCAAUGCUGUCAUCUUCCUGUGCGGGAACCUCACGGGUGCGUUCCACAAGCACCAUAUGCAGGACGCCUCCCGAGAGCUCUUCACCUACACUGUGAAGUGCAUCCAGAUCCGUCGCAAGCUGCGCAUCGAGAAGCGCCAGCAGGAGAACCUGUUGCUGUCGGUGCUGCCGGCGCACAUCUCCAUGGGCAUGAAGCUAGCCAUCAUCGAGCGGCUCAAGGAGCGCGGGGACCGCCGCUACAUGCCCGACAACAACUUCCACAGCCUGUAUGUCAAGCGGCACCAGAACGUCAGCAUCCUCUAUGCUGACAUCGUGGGCUUCACACGGCUGGCCAGCGACUGCUCCCCCAAAGAGUUGGUGGUGGUGCUGAACGAGCUCUUCGGCAAGUUUGACCAGAUCGCCAAGGCCAACGAGUGUAUGCGGAUCAAAAUCCUGGGAGACUGCUACUACUGCGUGUCGGGUCUGCCCGUAUCCCUGCCCACCCACGCCCGGAACUGUGUGAAGAUGGGGCUGGACAUGUGUGAGGCCAUCAAGCAGGUGCGAGAGGCCACGGGUGUGGAUAUUAGCAUGCGAGUGGGCAUACACUCAGGAAACGUGCUGUGUGGUGUCAUCGGGCUGCGCAAGUGGCAGUAUGACGUGUGGUCUCACGACGUGUCCCUGGCCAACAGGAUGGAGGCAGCUGGAGUCCCGGGCCGGGUGCACAUCACCGAGGCGACACUGAACCACCUGGACAAGGCGUAUGAGGUGGAGGAUGGGCACGGGCAGCAGCGGGACCCCUACCUGAAGGAGAUGAACAUUCGCACCUACCUAGUCAUCGACCCCAGGAGCCAGCAGCCGCCCCCGCCCAGCCAGCACCUCCCCAAGCCCAAGGGGGACGCAGCCCUGAAGAUGCGGGCGUCCGUGCGCAUGACCCGCUACCUGGAGUCCUGGGGGGCCGCGCGGCCCUUUGCGCACCUCAACCACCGUGAGAGCGUGAGCAGCGGCGAGACCCCGGUCACCAGGGGUCGGAGGCCCAAGACUAUUCCCCUGCGGCGCCACCGGACCCCUGACAGGAGCGCAUCCCCCAAGGGACGGUCGGAGGACGACUCCUACGAUGAGGAAAUGCUGUCAGCCAUCGAGGGGCUUAGCUCCACGAGGCCCUGCUGCUCCAAGUCUGAUGACUUCUACAUGUUUGGAUUCUUCUUCGUGGAGAAGGGCUUAGAGCGAGAGUACCGCCUGGCGCCCAUCCCCCGGGCCCGCCACUACUUCGCCUGUGCCAGCCUCAUCUUCGUCUGCAUCCUGCUGGUCCACGUCCUGCUCAUGCCCAGGAUGGUGACUCUGGGUGUGUCCUUCGGGCUGGUGGCCUGUGUGCUGGGGCUGGUGCUGGGCCUCUGCUUUGCCCACAAGUUCCUGAGGUGCUGCCCGGCGCGGGGUACGUUGCAGGCCAUCUCCAAGAGGGUGGAGACCCAGCCCCUGCUGCGGUUGUCUCUGGCCAUCCUGACUGUUGGCAGCCUGCUCAGCAUCGCCAUCGUCAACCUGCCCCUGAUGCCUUUCCCAGCCCUGGGGCUGCCUGCGGGCAACCAGACGAGCCUGAGUCCGAGUCCAAAGGCCAUCAGCAGGGAGCUGAUGCCGUGCGACCUCCUCCCGUAUUACACCUGUAGCUGCAUCCUGGCCUUUGUCGCUUGCUCGGUCUUCCUGCGGAUGAGCCUGGAGCUGAAGGUCGUGAUGUUGACAGCGGGCCUGGUGACCUACCUGGUGGUCUUCAAUAUCUCCCCGUGCUGGAAGUCGCACUGCUCGGACUACGGCCAGGCCAACCUCACCAAGACCAACGGAACCCUCAGCAGCUCCUCAUUGUGUUUGUGGAAGGAUCUGAAGGUGAUGAUCAACUUCUACCUGGUUCUGUUUUACGUCACCCUCAUCAUGCUCUCCAGACAGAUUGACUACUACUGCCGCUUGGACUGUUUGUGGAAGAAGAAGUUCAAGAAGGAACAUGAGGAGUUUGAAACCAUGGAGAACGUGAACCGCCUUCUUCUGGAGAAUGUCUUGCCAGCCCACGUGGCCGCUCACUUCAUCGGCGACAAGUUAAAUGAGGACUGGUACCAUCAGUCCUACGACUGCGUGUGUGUCAUGUUUGCGUCCGUACCGGACUUCAAAGUCUUCUACACAGAGUGUGAUGUCAACAAGGAGGGGCUGGAGUGUCUGCGCCUGCUCAACGAGAUCAUCGCUGACUUCGAUGAGCUGCUCCUAAAGCCCAAGUUCAGCAGUGUUGAGAAGAUCAAGACCAUUGGCAGCACAUACAUGGCAGCUGCGGGGCUCAGCAGCCCCUCAGGGACUGAGAACCAGGACCUGGAGCGGCAACACGCGCACAUUGGCAUCAUGGUGGAGUUCAGCAUUGCCCUGAUGAGCAAGCUGGAUGGCAUCAACCGGCAUUCCUUCAACUCCUUCCGCCUCCGAGUUGGCAUAAACCAUGGGCCAGUGAUCGCCGGAGUGAUUGGGGCCCGAAAGCCUCAGUAUGACAUCUGGGGAAACACAGUCAACGUUGCCAGCCGGAUGGAGAGCACUGGAGAACUUGGCAAGAUCCAGGUUACUGAAGAGACAUGCACCAUCCUCCAGGGACUAGGUUAUUCUUGCGAAUGCCGAGGACUGAUCAACGUCAAAGGCAAAGGCGAACUGAGGACUUACUUUGUCUGUACAGACACUGCCAAGUUCCAAGGAUUGGGACUGAACUGAGGGCUUCUGGUAGGUGCAGAACAUGCUAGAAGUGCAUUUUCUUCCCUGAGGCAAGCCAAGGGGAGCAUUCAGCCCCAUGCCAGUCACAAAGGCAUUCCAAGGGUUUGGCCAUCACUACUCCGGCAGAUGGCUUCCUUGCACUUGUGCUAGAGGAUUUCUUGGAAUGCGUCUGACCCCAGCCCGAGGCGACCACUGAGCCUUGCCACACACAGGCAGCCAGAAACUGUGUGGUCUGAGUCUGCAACACAGCCUCCAGACAGCGUGGAUAUGCUCACUCGUAAGCUUCAGAUCCUCAGCCCGCUAGGUGCUGUGGAGGUCUCAGAGCAUGAGCUGGACAUACCCUGCCAUGGCCUGCAAACUACGCCAGUAGGACCUUUUCUAGGUACAGAACUGAGACAAGCUGUCCAGGAUGGGCUGGGUACUCCUUUCUCCUCAGCAGAGCAGCAACAGCAUUCUGCAUUUCUCGCACAGGCAUUCAGGUAAAUAGAGCUGAAAAGACUGUUUUCCAUCUGUGGUUUCAUGCAGUAGGGAGGAAAAACCAUAAUGGACAUUUGUUACUUCUUGUCAUCUCUAGCAUGUGUUUGUUUUAAAUGGGUAUUAGUGGAGGUUUUAUCCUUUUAAUGACUUCUUAGACACUGGACAAAAUAUCUUCCCUCCAGUGUACCGUCUUUUAAACCACAGACACAGGAGAGCCUAUCGUCCAGGGUCCAUUGGUUUAUGGACCAGCCCAGGUGGGGGUGGGGCUCGGAGGAGUAGUGUGUGGCUCCUGGCAAGAAGGCAAGCAGCGGCACAGCCCCGGAAAUAAGGCAACCCCUUCUAGUCCCUCCCUGACCAUUCACACGUUUGGGGCGUUCCCCUGCAGUCUUCAGCUACGUCUUAGUUUCUAUUAUAAAGGAGUGGAGUCUGUGUAGACAGGACGUAGACAACCUGUCGUGCUUCCUUUUCUUUAGUCCUCACACCUAACGUGAAGAGCUUCCAAAUGAAAAGCAUGUACUCCAUGUAAGCGUGCAAAGAGGCUCCCGUAUCUGGGAAGCCAGACCACUCAGAAGUGCUGAGACGGUCUUGUUCUGAAUGAAUCAAGGCAAGUGCAAAAAGUCAGGUUUGCAAGAUGUGUCUUACACUGCUUCAAUUCUCAAAGAAUCAGAAGUCAGCUGUAAUUGUGUGUCAAGGUGAGAAGGAGCCACACUGCCCAUUCCUUUUUCUGAAUCAGCUUCACUGCCUCAUCUCCAGAGCAUGCUCAGGGUUUCCAACACAGCUGCAUUUCACAACAGAGUAGGGAUUCCCAGUGAGGGGUCCUCCGGGAAACCCCUGCAACUACAGGAAAUCUUGCAUAGGGGAGACUUCAAAAAGCUUACCCAGGGUUGCAGCCAAGGGCACAUAGAGCACUGAAACUGAACCCGCUGCCUGCUCAGGCCAUGUCUGCGGGCUUAUCAGUCUGAGAAGGGGCUUAUCUUAUUUGCACAGAGGAGCCAAUGCACCAGUGUGGCUCUGAGGCUUGCAUGUAACUGGAAGAGAUAGGAAUGAAUUACACGAACUUGCUGUACAAAGGAAUUUACAGCAAAAAUGCCAAAGGGAAUACCCUUACUUAAAAACCGCUUUUAUGUACCAACUUUUCAUAUAAAGGGCUGGUUUCAGGUGAGUGCUACACUUACAUUGGCAGUGGCCAGGGCUGCUCUACAGGGCUCUCCUGGGAGGUCAGGAAGGUUCUGUCGCAGAUGUGAUUUGGACACACCUAUGUGUGCUGGGUCUCUCGGAGGUGGGCCUACUUCUAGUCUUGCAAUAUUCUAAUUUUACUUUUUUUUCCUCCAGCAACAGAAAUCCCAAUUCCGAGUUCAAAAAGUAGUUACCAGUCCUAUCUUUUUAUUUCCACUUCAAGCCCUGUGUUCAGAUAAGCACAUUUUGUAAGUUCUGAGUUUCUGAUGUGCAGACCAUUGUGUGGAAUGGACUCUAAAAUGCACCUGCAGUCACUUCUGUUCAGUGUACUUUCCGGUGCCCCGGGCUCUUUACAGGUAUUGUUCUAUUUUCUGACAGGAUAAGUAGCUUUCCUCACCCUGACCUUUUCUAGGGGUCAGGGGCUGGCUUCAAGAUGGCCUCUCUGACUCUAGUGAAAGUCACACCUGAAGUUUUCUGGUUUACUCAUUAAGAAAAUCUAACAGAAAAGAUCAUUAACCACUGUAUACAUUGUGUAUAUAAUAGGUCAUGUACAAAAACAGGUUUUGAAAAGGUACAUAUGAAUAAUUAAGAAUUAUUCUGUAUACUGAGUAUUUAUAGAUUGUAAUAUUUGUUUCAAAAUGUUGUACUUCAUUUUUAUAAAGUACUAGUGUUUCUACUUUGUUUAGCAUUUCAUACAUUAAAUUAGCAAUUUGGAAGAUCUGAAUGUCCUAAAGUGUCUUGAAUUUGUUUUCUUGGUCUGUUUAAGAACUGAUUACUGCCUGAACUAUAAUCAAAAAAUUAAACUCUAAAAAGAUUUGAUAAAAUA
Molecule: messenger RNA, 6566 nt
Organism: Nyctereutes procyonoides (raccoon dog)
Lineage: Eukaryota; Metazoa; Chordata; Mammalia; Carnivora; Canidae
Gene: ADCY7
Product: adenylate cyclase 7
Exons: 27
Coding region: 836-4087 (1083 amino acids)
Biological process (GO): adenylate cyclase-activating G protein-coupled receptor signaling pathway; cAMP biosynthetic process; adenylate cyclase-inhibiting G protein-coupled receptor signaling pathway
Cellular component (GO): plasma membrane
Molecular function (GO): adenylate cyclase activity
Source: RefSeq, a predicted model, not a curated record